Messenger RNA from Lactuca virosa, 2271 nucleotides. The record is from the annotation of a GenBank genome assembly. NCBI's taxonomy places the organism in Eukaryota, Viridiplantae, Streptophyta, Magnoliopsida, Asterales, Asteraceae.
CUCUUUUCUUAUGCAUGUGAACCUAUUUGGCUAUUUCCCUUUCUCAUACCCAUGCUCUAAUCCGAUUUAUACACAUUUACACUUCGAUUUGUCUUCCUUCUCUCGUAAACAUGCCAGUUCUUGAGUUUGAAUCCAAUAUUUCUAGUGUCUCAUCAAGCAGUCCAAGAGUACCUCAAGUUAACACAAGAAUGGAUAACUCCACCGUUCAUGCUGAACCACCGGUGUCAACUACAAACAUGGACCCAACCUUGGAAUCUGGAGUCGCAAAUCAAACUCAAUCACCACCUUCACAACUACCUUUUUUACGCGAAUCUUUACGUCCAAUUACUCUCAAGUUUGAAGAUUUGGUUUACACUAUUAAGUUGCAAUCUGGAGACGACCAUUGUUUUAGUUCAUCUGAAUCAAAAAGAACCCGGAUUCUUCUGAAUGGAGUCAGUGGCGUAGUCAGACCAGGGGAAUUACUAGCGAUGUUAGGCCCAUCCGGCAGUGGAAAAACCACCUUACUAACCGCCCUUGGAGGUAGACUACCUGGAAAGACGUCAGGCAGCAUAACUUACAACGGCCAAUCCUUCUCAAGCUCUGUGAAAAGAAAAAUUGGUUUCGUGACACAAGAUGACGUGUUAUACCCACACUUAACUGUUUUAGAAACUUUAACCUACGCUGCCAUGUUGAGGUUGCCCAAGAGUUUGACCAUAGAAGAGAAAGUAGAGCAAGCUGAGCUAAUCAUAAUCGAACUUGGUCUAACAAGGUGUCGCAAUAGCAUCGUGGGAGGGCCACUUAUACGAGGUGUUUCUGGUGGGGAGAGAAAACGGGUUAGUAUUGGACAAGAGAUGCUGGUGAACCCGAGUCUCCUGCUUCUUGAUGAGCCCACUUCAGGGCUCGACUCCACCACAGCUUUAAGGAUCAUGGCUACAUUGAAAGGACUAGCUCGAGGAGGAAGGAGUGUGGUAACAACGAUUCAUCAGCCAUCAAGUAGAUUGUAUUGGAUGUUUGAUAAGGUUGUUGUGUUAUCUGAAGGGUGCCCGAUUUACAGUGGGCAAACUUGCGGGGUUAUGGAGUACCUUGCUUCCAUUGGAUAUGUGCCCGGGUUUAGUUUGAUGAACCCGGCUGAUUUUCUGCUUGAUCUUGCCAAUGGUGUUGCACCUAGUACAAACCCAGAUGAUCAUAGACAAUAUAAUCAAGGAAAAGCAGAUUCCCAUGAAGAUCGCAACUCAAUUAAGCAAUCUCUAAUAUCAUCAUACAAGAAAACCCUUCACCAUCUUAUCAAAGACGACAUCCAUAGAAAUAUCCAUGACGCAACUCGUGCUCAUAGAGGACCACAAUCUUCGAGAUGUUGUGACAACAGAUGGACCACAAGUUGGUGGACACAAUUUAAAGUUUUGUUCAAAAGAGGUCUUAGAGAGAGGAAGCACGAAUCGUACUCUGGUUUACGAAUCUUCCAAGUGAUGUCUGUCUCAAUCUUAUCGGGUCUUUUAUGGUGGCACUCCGAUACAUCACACUUGCAAGAUCAGGUGGGACUUCUCUUCUUCUUUUCAAUAUUUUGGGGCUUUUACCCUCUAUCCAAUGCCAUAUUUACGUUCCCUCAAGAGCGACCAAUGCUAAUAAGAGAACGCUCUUCUUCAAUGUAUCGCCUCUCCUCAUAUUACUUUGCUAGAAUGGCAGGCGACUUGCCAAUGGAACUUGUUCUACCAACCAUCUUUGUAACCAUUUCAUAUUGGAUGGGUGGUCUUAAGCCUUCACUCAUCACAUUCGUGCUAACAGUUCUAAUCAUUCUUUUCAAUGUGCUCGUUUCACAAGGACUUGGACUAGCCCUGGGAGCCAUACUUAUGGACCUAAAACAAGCAACCACCUUGUCAUCCGUGAUCAUGCUUGUGUUUUUACUAGCAGGUGGUUAUUAUAUUCAACAAAUUCCACCAUUCAUCAGUUGGUUGAAAUACAUCUCGUUUAGCCAUUAUUGUUAUAAACUUCUAGUGGAAGUACAGUAUAGCGAAAAUGAGGUUUAUGAGUGUGGAAUGGGCACUCACUGUAGGGUAUUAGAUUUUCCGGGUAUCAAAUAUCUUGGUAUGGGUCACUUGUGGUGGGAUGUCGCUGCUUUGGGUGUAAUGUUGGUGGGGUACAGGAUUGUGGCUUAUGUAGCAUUGAGGAUGAGUAAAUCUCACUAAAUGACCUUGAAUUCUACCUCUUCAUGUGUCAAAUAAAUCCGCAAAGUAACUAAGAGAAAAAGCAUUUAUAAAUUUAGAGGGAUUUAUGCAAAAGUUAGAAAUAGUUGAC